UACCGGAAGUCAAAUUUCAUUGGAUUGUUCAUUCCUAGAUACGAAUUUCAAACAAGAAAACACACAAGUACAGCAGGCUAACAAAAAGAGAAAUUAUGGCAACUCAAAAUACUGACCCGAUGGCCGCAACCACUUCCAACAGAAAUAAGGACAACACAGAAAAAAUGGGUUCAGCAAAAGACAAUCAUUCCGUCAGCAAAAGAUUACAGCAGGAGCUGAUGACACUUUUGACAUCCAAUAACACAGGGAUAUCAGCAUUUCCCGAUGGUGAUAAUUUGUUCAAAUGGAUAGCUACUUUGGACGGAGCCACAGGAACGGUAUAUGAGGGUCUUCGUUACAAACUUAUCCUGGAGUUCCCUAGCAGCUACCCCUACCAAGCUCCAACUGUCAAAUUUGACUCGCCUUGUUACCAUCCAAAUGUGGAUCACCAUGGGAACAUCUGUCUGGACAUCCUCAAGGAGAAGUGGUCAGCUUUGUAUGAUGUUCGAACCAUUCUUCUUUCACUCCAAAGUCUUUUAGGAGAGCCAAACAUUGACAGUCCCCUCAACAUCCAUGCUGCAGAUCUGUGGAAAAACCAGACAGCCUACAAAAAAUAUCUCCACGAAAAGUAUGAAAAAGAUGUUCGCAGCAAAUCGACGUAGCAGACAUACAGCUACCUACAGAAAUCUACACAGGACUGGUUAUUGUGCAAUAAUUUAUUGACUUGUUAGAUGGUGUAGAUAUGGAGAUACCAUGGUUGAUGGACACAUACUCGAUGUCAAGGAAUAUGAUUCAGAAUCUGGUGUGAGGCGUGGUUCUUACAUUAUGUACAGGAAUGAAUAACUGCCAACGUUGUCAGCCAGAUUGUUGGCUAAUUUAUUAUCAUACAUACAUUUUGUAUCUAUUGAGGAAGCAGUUUUUGAGUGUUGGACUUGAGAUACAUUUAUUAUUCAACUGGAGUUUUCUGUCAAAUGUCAGAUAUAAAAUUUGUUAUAUUUGAAUACUAUAAAUUAAAAUUUAAACUAAGUUCGCUGAAUUAAUCAUGAAUAAGGUUCAGUACUGCUUCAAUAUACCAGGUAACUGAUAUGUACUACAUUGUGUGUCUAAAUCUCAUAUCUCAUCAGGAUCAUGUUUAUUAGGAAUAACUGAAAAGUUGAAAUUCACUCCUGUUAACUGAAAAAAAAAACAAAAAAAACUGAAAUAAAAAAAACUCAAUAACAUUAAAAAUAUAGAUUUUAUGGAAGGUUUGCUUUGACAAUUAUAAUCAUAAUGAAAAAUCAAUGUUUAAUGUCCUUAAGUGUAUCUUAAAAUGCUUCCUUCUUCAUGGAAAUGUUCUAAUGCAUUGAACUACUGCAUUGCUGACUUUAAUUGCUUUAAAUCUUUUCUGACUUAACAUGCAAAACUAUUGUGUAUCAUUGGAAGGCAGAGCAUUACUGUGCAUUGACUCUGAAUCUGCCUCCAGAAUUCUACUGUAUACAUAUUUCUUUAUGCCAGGAAAAG
Pecten maximus is the source of this 1479-nucleotide messenger RNA. Its product is annotated as ubiquitin-conjugating enzyme E2 C-like. The record is from RefSeq and is a predicted model, not a curated record. The coding region runs from base 96 to 641 and encodes 181 amino acids. The transcript has 5 exons. Lineage: Eukaryota; Metazoa; Mollusca; Bivalvia; Pectinida; Pectinidae.